CCUCUCUCUCCCUUUCGUUCUAAGUUUCAAGCCCCGUCGUAGCUUAAAUCCACUAGAACAGAGCUACGAGUCAGAAGAUAAUAUUUAUUAUAUUUUUUUAAAUUCAAAAAAAAAAAAAAUUGUGUGAAGAUAAGAAUGACAGGCGAGUUGGAGUUACCGCCGGGAUUCAGAUUUCAUCCGACGGAUGAGGAGCUCGUGAUGCACUAUCUUUGCCGGAAAUGUGCGUCGCAGCCGAUCUCUGUUCCGAUUAUUGCCGAGAUCGAUCUCUAUAAGUACGAUCCAUGGGAUCUCCCAGGUUUGGCUACUUACGGUGAGAAAGAGUGGUAUUUCUUUUCGCCGCGUGAUCGGAAAUACCCGAACGGUUCGAGACCGAAUCGGGCAGCUGGAACCGGGUACUGGAAGGCAACCGGAGCGGAUAAACCGAUCGGGAAUCCGAAACCGGUUGGGAUUAAGAAGGCUCUGGUUUUUUACGCCGGAAAAGCUCCGAAAGGAGAGAAAACAAAUUGGAUUAUGCAUGAGUACCGGCUUGCUGACGUGGACAGAUCAGCUCGUAAAAAGAACAGCUUAAGGCUGGACGAUUGGGUUCUGUGCCGAAUUUAUAACAAGAAGGGUUCAAUCGAGAAAAAACAUCAAUUUAAUUCGAAUCGGAAUUUGAGUUUCCCGGAGAUUGAAGAGAAGAAGCCGGAAAUUCUAAACACCUUACCUCCGCCUCCUCAGCCGGCGGCGACCACCACAACCGGCGGGAACGAUUUCGUCUACUUCGACACGUCAGAAUCCGUACCGAGGCUCCACACGGACUCGAGCUGUUCGGAGCACGUGGUUUCGCCCGAAUUCACGUGCGAGGUUCAAAGCGAGCCUAAGUGGAAAGAUGAUUGGGAUAAAGCCCUUGAUUUUCCUUAUAAUUAUAUGGAUGCCACCGUGGACAACUCGUUCGGUCCAGCUGGCAAUCAAAUGUCGCCGUUACAGGACAUAUUCAUGUAUCUCCAGAAACCGUUUUAAUGGGCUUUUUCUAUUGAUCUCAAUUUGGGCCCGAGAUGGGCUUGUCCCGAUAUUGGGCCUUGAUGGGCUUAAAGACCGAAGACAACACGACACAAAUCCAUGGGUGUUGUUGUGGACUCGAGCUCAUCGGAUAAUGAAGGAAAAUGUAAAAUUUUGUAAUUUGUGGGAAUUUUACUUGUGGGGUCCAUCAUUUUUGGGUCACGGGAGUGGAAUUGGGUACGGAAAGGUGCACAUUAGCAGUAGAGCCAUGUGUACAGAAAAUGUUCUUUUUUUUAGAUGUAGAUAUACAUAUAAUUUAUAUAUAUUUAUUAUAUAAUAUGAUAUUAAUAUAUAUAAGUGUUUAGUCAAGGGAACAUUUGAUUGAUUGGCUAUGUGAUCCCAUCUAAAUUGAAAUAUUUUUGGUGGUAGUAGUUGAUUUGUUUUGUUAUGGUAUGGGCUAAUUAGUUUGUAUGGUUUUUAGUUUUUGUGUGGUUUUUGAUAAGUAGGGUUUUGUUCAUAUAAUAUUUCAUUAUAUGAUCUCUUUGAAAAGUAAAAUCUUUUAUUUAAUGUU
Messenger RNA from Cannabis sativa, 1549 nucleotides. RefSeq names its product NAC domain-containing protein 2. The coding region runs from base 136 to 999 and encodes 287 amino acids. Lineage: Eukaryota; Viridiplantae; Streptophyta; Magnoliopsida; Rosales; Cannabaceae. The record is from RefSeq and is a predicted model, not a curated record. Gene Ontology annotation, molecular function: DNA binding. The transcript is spliced from 3 exons. Gene Ontology annotation, biological process: regulation of DNA-templated transcription.